Dimorphilus gyrociliatus is the source of this 821-nucleotide messenger RNA. The record is from the annotation of a GenBank genome assembly. NCBI's taxonomy places the organism in Eukaryota, Metazoa, Annelida, Polychaeta, Dinophilidae.
ACACUUCCUUUUCCGGAAAAUCUGGCAAGAUGGUUGUCGGUAAAAACAAGAGGCUAUCAAAAGGAGGCAAAAAGGGUGGAAAGAAGAAGGCUGUGGAUCCAUUCGCCAAGAAGGAAUGGUAUGAUGUUAAAGUGCCGUGUAUGUUUAACAAACGUAACAUUGGUAAAACUCUAGUUACCAAGACCAUAGGAACAAAAAUUGCUUCGGACGGUCUGAAAGGUAGAGUGUUUGAAGUUUCAUUGGCUGACUUGCAAGACGAUGAAGUCGCUUUUAGAAAGUUUAAGAUGGUUGCCGAAGAAGUACAAGGUAAACAUGUACUAACAAAUUUCCACGGUAUGGAUUUGACAACCGAUAAAUUGAGAUCAAUGGUCAAAAAAUGGCAAACUCUCAUUGAGGCCAACGUUGAUGCUAAGACCAGCGAUGGAUAUCUCCUUAGAAUGUUCUGCAUAGCCUUCACCAAGAAAAAUAGCGGUCAGACUUCCAAAACGUGCUAUGCUCAACAACAACAAGUAAGAACUAUCAGAAAGAAGAUGGUUGAAAUAAUGACCCGCGAAAUUUCCAACUUUGAGCUUAAAGAAGUCGUCAACAAAUUGAUCCCAGACUCGAUCAGCAAAGAUAUCGAAAAAUCUUGUCAAGGAAUCUUUCCUUUACAUGAUGUCUACAUCCGUAAAGUUAAAAUUCUUAAGAAACCGAAAUUCGAUUUGGGUCGUUUGAUGGACCUACAUGGUGAGGGUACCUCCAAAGGUGGUGUCAUUUCUGAAGGUGGUGAAAAGGUUGCUCGCCCAGACAACUACGAACCACCAGUUGUCGACUCUGUGUAG